AUGCCUCAACCGACAGAACCCUAUGACGGCUUCACAAUCGAACAAACGAUCGCCAUCUGGAGACAGAUAGAUCGUAUGGAGGUCCAGUUUGUGACGGACCUUGGAGAAGCGCAAAACGAAAUCAACGCGCUUACCCGACAACGCCGGGAAACUCAUGACCUGGCGCAAGCGCAAGCAACCGAGAUUGCGCGUCUCCAAGGGCAGCUGGAAGCCUAUCAAGAAAUCCAGCACGCACAACCUGGCCCGGCCGCCAUAGAAAAGAAGAUCGUCGGUGUCAAAGAUCCUGGGGACUUUGACGGAGAACCAGGGAACUUCGCCCCCUGGAAGAGUAGAAUGGCGUUAUGGCUCUUCGCCAAUGCCAGCGCGCUGCCAACAAACUUUGAUAAAACCUCCGCCAUUCUCACACGUAUGAAGGGGAAGAUCCCGGCCAAAUGGGCCCAAUACCACAUCGAUCUGUACAGUGGUGGAUCUGAACCUUGGCCCACCGAGAAAGACAUGUUACAACUCGUCUCGGAUGCAUUCCUCCCAAGCUCAACAAAGGAUUGGGCUCGGAGGAAGAUGUUGGGUCUUCGCAUGGGAGAAAGGAGGGUGGAAGAGUGGCUGACCGAGUUCUUCAUCCUGAAGGAACAAGGCAAGGUGGAAGACGGUCACGCGACAGACUUGCUUAUCAAAAAUAUGAGCAACCCCAUUCGAGAAGAAAUCUACCGAGUGGGAGGACAACACGAGACGGACUUCAGGAAACUAUAUGAAGCAACACGCAUCAUUGGAGUCCGUAUCGAGGAGUACAAUAUCGCGAUCGGGAAGAGGAGGGUCAACUACGAGCCGAGGCCGUUGACCUUUACGGCAAACCAGCGGGCACCGCCAUACAUGGGCGAACCCAUGGAAAUCGGGGCAACACAAGUGUCGCCAAGUAGUGGCCCUAGAGGAGGGUGCUUCACCUGCCAAGGCCCGCAUUUUGCGCGGGACUGUCCGCAGAGGAGAGGAGGAGGCCAGCCACGGCAGCAGCAGCAACAGCAGCAGCAGCAAGGAAGUCGCCCACAGGGCGCCACGGGUCAUCAAACCCGUGCUCUAUACGACCCCUACUCGGGGAAACUCAUCGAGCAGCCUCAGACAGCAGAGGCACAAACUGGAAGCAGUGCUACCCCCUUACGGUGGCAAGCCGCGACCAAAGACAUGGACUUCGAGGCCGCUAGGGCCUAUUUCAGGGACUAUGAAUCUUUAAACGAACAAUGA
Molecule: messenger RNA, 1233 nt
Organism: Coniophora puteana RWD-64-598 SS2
Lineage: Eukaryota; Fungi; Basidiomycota; Agaricomycetes; Boletales; Coniophoraceae
Exons: 1
Coding region: 1-1233 (410 amino acids)
Source: RefSeq, a predicted model, not a curated record